AUGACAUCGCCGGAAGAUGCAUCUCCGGUCAAGCCUCCGCCAUCUUUCUCAGGAGCUCCCAUCGUCGUGCCGAAAUCGACGUAUUCUGCGGACACAAUACAGUCGCCUCGCACCUUCAGCUCUGAACCACGCGAUUCCCCCUCCAUAGCAGCAUCAACAGCGCAGCUGCCCUAUCGAAAUGAGUCGCCGUCCCGCUCUGCCUCCCCCAGCAGCAGGCUGUCCAGUUCGGUCUCCUUACCAAAUAGAGCAUCAAUUGGGUCCCCACUGGGAAGUCUGCCAGAUGGUGGGGACAACAUACGUUCAUUAAUCAUUCGUUCCUUCGCACCACCUAUUGCGAUCUUUGCGUCUGACGACACGGAAGAUUUGGUGAGACAAAAGGGGUUUAAUGGUGGCUUUCGAGAGCUUUUGAGACCAUUCGGCGAGAACAUCGCUGGCAAGGUCGUUGUACGAGAUAGCGUGGGAUCAAGUCGCGCAUGGGAGGACUACAGUGUUCACUUUGUGGAUUUGUACUCUCACAAGAACCAGCAAAUCGAUGCUACCUCCCCUCCGACAUCUCCCCUUGUCCUACUUGAAGAAGUCCUUCAAAGACGACUAGACUCGUUUGACGACUCGACACAUAGAUGGUCGCACUUCAACCAGACUCCGAUGACAAAUACUCCUCUCUCUUCUCCAUUUUAUCAACUGCUUUUACGUCGACUCUUAUCGGUCGACUCUCCCACACCACACGAAACUUUCUCUCAUCCAGUGGCAUGUGUCAUUACGAUCAGUUCGCGCAACAAGACUCCACUUGAAUCCCUUCGGCAACUCUACGCGCAAACUACCCAGGGCAAUAAAGCGCCGCUUCCUUACGUGCAUGCAGAAUUCCUUCGUUAUUAUGUCCUGGUCCACGACGAGGAUAGGGACGAUAUCGCCGAGUCUACAAAACUUUAUGACCAAAUGAAACGGCAUUUUGGGCUACAUUGCCACCUUCUCAGGCUGCGAAGUAACCAGUGUGUAGUAACUGAUGAUGACAGUAUGGAGGUUCCCUUAUGCGAAUGGCUUUCCCCGGAAGAAGAACUGUCGAAGAUAAACGAAACAAGCGCAUUAAUUGACCUUGGAACCGAGGCUGCUUACCUCUUUGAAAGCGAUGUCACUGCUAUCAAAACCCUUGUACGCGAAUUAGUAGUCCAAUCUGUUAUACCAUUCAUGGAAAAUAAAGUUGCCCUAUGGAACGACCAGGUAGCGUCACGUCGCCGUGGACUCAGCGGUCGAUUCAUGUCUAUGUCCCGAAGGUGGGCAGGAUUUGGAUCCGGUUCCAAAUCGAACUCCUCUGGGUCGGCCGGAAGUAUGACCGGAAACUAUGAUGCCAUGCAAGGCUUUUACAAGCCUGAGGUUCCAGAGGCAAUCUUACGAAAGUUGGGAGACUUUGCAUUCAUGUUGCGAGAUUACAAACUCGCCGCAUCUACUUACGACCUAGUCCGAUCAGACUAUUCUAAUGAUAAAGCGUGGAAAUAUCAUGCGGGGGCACAUGAAAUGUGCGCGCUGAGCAUGCUAUUGAAUCCUUUGUCAUCCACCGCAAAGAAUAAACUAGAAGGGAUUGAUCAAAUGAUUGACACCGCCUGUUACUCAUACCUCACUAGGUGUUCUGAUGCAGUGAACACCUUGCGAUGUCUAACAUUGUCGGUUGAAUUACUCAAAUCCAGGGGAGGUUCUGCCACCGAAGGAGCCGCGAGGUGGGCAAUGCGUGUCAUGGAGUUGGGGCUUACUGGGCCAAUUGGACAAGCUCUCUUCACUGAGCGUGUCUCAGCUUGCUAUGCAUCAAAGACAAGCACAGGGGGUGCUAGAUGGGGAUCUCGUCGCAGAAAGGCGGCAAUGUGGAGUAUACUGGCCAGCGAUUCCUGGUUAAAGCUAGGAAAGCCUGCAUUUGCCUCGGUGUGUUUAGAGGAUGCCGAUCGACUCUACGCAGAGGUCCUUGAGAAAGAUGGCAUCUUCUCGAUGCCAGACAUGCGGGAAUUUAUUGACAACCUCAAACACGCCGUUAAGGUCGAAUACCUGGAAUCUAAGGGAGUUGAUACUAGCGACGAGACUGUGGUCGCUAAACAACUGGGAACGGAAGAAACCAGCGAGAAACUGGACAAGCGGUCGAAUCGCAGAUCACUGAUCGUGACCUCGGCGCAGCUUGAAAACGGGCCUCUCAACCCGCUAAAACAUCAAGGAGAUGGACCCAAAUCUCUAGACGACGAUUUUGAAUAG
Molecule: messenger RNA, 2232 nt
Organism: Talaromyces proteolyticus
Lineage: Eukaryota; Fungi; Ascomycota; Eurotiomycetes; Eurotiales; Trichocomaceae
Product: ER-golgi trafficking TRAPP I complex 85 kDa subunit-domain-containing protein
Exons: 2
Coding region: 1-2232 (743 amino acids)
Biological process (GO): endoplasmic reticulum to Golgi vesicle-mediated transport; protein localization to phagophore assembly site
Cellular component (GO): cytoplasmic vesicle; phagophore assembly site; TRAPPIII protein complex
Source: RefSeq, a predicted model, not a curated record